UUUUUUUUUUAAUAUUAUUUAUAUAAAAAAUGGUUUCAACUCAAGUAGCAGGAUUUACAGUAUUGAAGGACACUCCUUUAAAUUUGAAUCUGGAAGAAGCUAUCAUGAAUUCAAAAAAAUCUGGUUCAUUUCUUUUACAUAUGCUUAUCAUGAUAGAUCCUGAGCAAAUCAAGACAAAUGAAAUUGCAAAAGAUGCUUAUGAAGAAUGUUUACAGUUAAAGGAAUAUCUUUCUGAGCAACUUUGGUCAGUAGUCGAUACAGAGUGUAUUGCAUCUGUUCAAUCUGCUCUUGAUGAACUUACUCUGGCCUUGAAUAAAUAUGAAAUGAUAAAUGAUAUGAUUGAUGGUGAAUGGGAAUUCAUAGAAUCAUCAAAUUGUCACCACAAUAGUAUAACUACUUUUUAAUAAUCUAUAUACCUUAUUUUAUAAUAAAAUAAUAAUAAUGAAAGUCGUCUGUAA
Cokeromyces recurvatus is the source of this 458-nucleotide messenger RNA. RefSeq lists its product as uncharacterized. The transcript is spliced from 4 exons. Bases 30 to 404 code for a protein of 124 amino acids. The record is from RefSeq and is a predicted model, not a curated record. Lineage: Eukaryota; Fungi; Mucoromycota; Mucoromycetes; Mucorales; Mucoraceae.